Scomber scombrus (Atlantic mackerel) is the source of this 3836-nucleotide messenger RNA. It is a transcript of the gene pik3ap1, whose product is annotated as phosphoinositide-3-kinase adaptor protein 1. NCBI's taxonomy places the organism in Eukaryota, Metazoa, Chordata, Actinopteri, Scombriformes, Scombridae. Gene Ontology annotation, molecular function: phosphatidylinositol 3-kinase regulatory subunit binding; signaling receptor binding. Gene Ontology annotation, cellular component: cytosol. The coding region runs from base 186 to 2786 and encodes 866 amino acids. The record is from RefSeq and is a predicted model, not a curated record. The transcript has 17 exons.
UCAACUGUUUCAGGAAGUGGGGCAGUGUCACCAAAAUCAGGAAACUAAGUGUUGCUAUUAAUACAACUGAGAAGAAGGGCUAUAGCUGGUGAAAGCUAAUGUCGUUUCAGUUGAAGAACCUCCAGUAAACCCGAGCAACCGAAAGGACGUAAUCCGGCAAAUUAUGCUCCUUGUGCGGUGAUUUUAUGCGCCUUCGAGACUUCACAGCCAUGGAUGAACACGUCUCAAGUGUUGAAGCAGAUUAUGGAUCCCUUCCCUCAUAUGACUUGGUAAUUCUGCACACUGCUGAGGCACAGGAAUGGGCGGCAUAUCUGCAGCAGAUCUUGAAAUCCUCUCGAAAAUUCCGCAAAAGGUCUAUUUUGAUGUACGCAGUCAGCUCGGACGAUCAGGUCCACGGAUAUAACUAUGAAUAUUUCCAUAGCUGCAAGUGCAUCGUGCUGCUCCUCACUGCAGCAUUCAUAGACUCUUUGCUCUGUGACCCCGAACUGCACGGGGCACUUCAGAGACUCCUGUACCCUUCGCACAGAGUGGUGGCGUUGCUGUGCGGAUUGUCAGAGGAUGAAAUACUGACGGAGAGCUUCGAAGACUGGCCGAGCUGGAGGAAACUAUAUUCUGAGGAUGAGCCUGCUCUCUAUAUCUCCACCAUUCUGGAGGCCAUCGCUGACAGUAAACGAGCGGAGGCUGAACAUAAGAUUUCUCCCAUAUCUGCAGCCACAGCUGGGUUGCACAUCACAGCAGCCUCUUCAACUGAAAAUCCCACCACUGAUGAAACAGAGGAAGUGGUGUCAGAAGAGCAGAAAGAACCUGUCCUGGAGGAUGAAGGACCUGUAAGCCUGGGGAAUUCAGCAACUGAGGAAAUGAGUUCACCCACGCACGUCACCUGUCUCACUGUACAACCAAACAGAGUCCUGUGUGGGGAGCGGGAAAGAAUUUUUAUUAUUUUCACACACAAAGUGGAUGAGCAUUCGGUACCAGAGGUGGAGUUUUCAUGUGAAAAUGUAGAUGCUAAAAGGGUCCCAGGCACUUUGGAGAAUGAAUACACUAUAAGUGUCACUGCCCCUGAUAUGCCUGCUGGAGUGGUAUCACUCACUAUGUACGCUGACCAAUCAUGUAUCAGUUUGAAGCCUGUCACAUACUAUACAAAUAUGGGAGAAGUCAGUCGGUAUCUUGAAAAUGCAACGGAUCCCAUUAACUUCCUCUGCCAGGCCUUCAAGAUGACGUCCAAUUUAAGAGAAUCACUGGACCACAUGCUAACUGACUCACUGAAAUCCAAGAUGCCUGCAACUAGUCUUCAGCUGUUUGGAAUCAGACAAAUAGAAGAAGACAAUAUGGCAUCAUAUCAGCGUAACGAAGAACUUCCUACUCUGCUCCACUUUGCUGCCAAGUAUGGCCUGAAGAAGCUGACCACCAUUCUGCUUCAGAGUCCCGGGGCUCUGCAGGCUUACAGCGUGAUGAACAAGAACGGAGACUACCCAAACACGCUGGCAGAGAAGAGUGGCUUCUCAGAUCUCAGACAGUUCAUGGAUGAAUUUCUUGAGACAGCAGACAUGCUCAAGUCUCACAUUGCAGACACCGUCAAUGCAGAAGAGUGUGCAGAGGUAUAUGAGAUGAUGUCAACUACAUCUCAAGAUAUCAUGAUGAAGUACUCAGGUGUCACAGAGGACAUAUAUGAGUCUAUGCUCGGGAUAAACCCUGAAUGUGCAGAGGACCUAUAUGAAGUGAUGGAGGCGGUAAAUGAAAACCCAGAAGAAGCUAUGCUUAGGAAGUUCUUCCAAGCAAAACCUCAAGCCAGUGAAGUCAAGGACUGCAACCUUAGAAGUGAGGACCAGAAUACCUUAGAUCAACUAGAAGAAGAAGAGGACCCAUACGACAUGUGCCCAGAGGAUAUCUAUUACACUGUGGAUACAGAUAGUACCUAUAACCCAGGAGUUAUUAACCGUCCACCAGCCCCCAUUCCCAGACCUGAAAAUGAGCCUAGGCCUGAUAGGCCUACGACAUACAUCUCUAGAGUAUUUUCAGAAAAGGAUACCUCCCAAACGGUGGACGCAGGAUAUCAUACAGCUCAGCCUGUGGAGGACCCCCUCUCACCUGUGUAUGACCCCUAUGCUGGGAUGAAGACACCUGGACAGAGACAGCUCAUAUCUCUGCAGGAGAGGGUGAAAGUGGGAGAAAUUACUGUGGAUGAAGCCGUCCAAGAGUUCAAGGCCUGGCAGUUUGACCAUGAACGCAGGGCCAGCUCCAUACGCUAUCAGCAGGAAAAUCUGAAGCGAUUACGAGACAGCAUCACCAGACGUCACAAAGACAGAGAGAAGACAGGAAAAGAUCUUGAUUAUGAGAUAAGUGCUCCCCUGCAAAGGAACUUAUACUGGGGCUCCACCGUGACAUUAGAGUGCGGUGUGUAUGAGCCGACACCCAGAGUGGUGGCUCCGCCCCCAUCAGUGGCUCAGACUGUUCAGAGAGGCACCUGGAAAACAGGUAGCACGUCCAGCACAUCCAGUACAGAGAGCAACAGACUCAGCAUUCACAGCACCGUGAGCUACAGCAGUGGGACAGAGCCCGAAUUUGAGGACUCAUUAGAAAACCUCCCUCUUCCACCACGACCUCCGCGACCCUCUGAAAAUGCACCUGUCGUCCCUCCACCCAGAAUUCCUCCACGGAUCCCUGAAAGGGUCCCAGACAAGAUGCCGCAAGAGCGCUACAUAUCCUGCCCAACUCGAGCACUUCCUCAAAGACCCGCUCCAAGAUACACAGAGACAGCACCUCCUGUACCUCGCCGCAUGCGGUGAUAGGCACAUGGUUUUAUGGAUUGUAGUCAGGGGGGAUUCUUUUUUAUUUAAGAGGGAUGGAUGAGUUUAUUUAGUUUAUUUUUUUCUUUGUUUGCUUUUUUUUUCCUUUUUUGCUUGAACUAAUUAUACAGUAUGUGAGAGUGUCAGAACAAAGCAUUACCCAUAAAAUUCAAUUGUGUGUGUGUGCGCGCGUGUGUGUGUGUGUGUGUUACUAUUCAGUAGUGAGUGUAUGUUCAGUUCGCCAGAGAAAAACAUGUAAUAUUCCUUUUUGUAAGUAAUAAUCCAGUGCUUAUGAUUUUUGUGACAUUGAUAUCUACUUAUUUUACCUCAGACGAUGUCACCAUAAUACUUGUUAAGUUCUUACAGAUUUGAUGUGAUGUUUGUAUUGUAUCUUUCUAAAAUGUGUAGUUUUGUGUACAUCAGAUUUCAUAAAUUCUGAAUUUCAUACAUAAUCCCAAUGAAAUGCUAUGAAAUUAUAGUCCAUUUAUAUUCUUGCUUACAAUAUGCAUGUUAUCUGUUCUUGUGCAAUAUGAAGUUUGGUCACUUGAUGGUGCCCCAUUUUCUCUGUUGGUGCUUCACAGGUGAAAUCCCACCAACAGCUAUUAUAUGUGUGUGUGAAUACUUAAUGUUUGUCUCAAAGUAGUUUGCUUGAAUCACAAAUUACAGACAAUUUCAUGGUUAUGAAUUUAAAUGAACCCUGACUGUUGUAAAUGUCCUGUCUGAAGUUCUCUGGGGAGAGACGCAUAUAAAGUGUGACAAAGUGGAGCCAGAUAGGACUUCUGGUCAAAUCUUUCAAAAUAAAAUCUUUACUGACAAACACACUGCAUCAAAGUGAAAAAAACCCACACACUUUGAACACACUUUCUCAGUCAAGGUGUGCCCAGACUUUUGAUUGGUACUGUAUAUAUUUCUGAAGAUGUCUGCUGUAAUAUCAUUACAAGUGUGUUUUAUUAAUUUCAAAGACUUGUGGCUUAUAAAUGUUAGACAAUGUAAUAAAGAGUGUAUUUUUGCUAUAUAAUGAACAGUAGGCUGCUGACCAUUUAGGGUUAU